Caenorhabditis elegans is the source of this 1173-nucleotide messenger RNA. RefSeq names its product J domain-containing protein (gene dnj-14). NCBI's taxonomy places the organism in Eukaryota, Metazoa, Nematoda, Chromadorea, Rhabditida, Rhabditidae. The transcript has 3 exons. The record is from RefSeq and is marked reviewed. Bases 11 to 658 code for a protein of 215 amino acids. Gene Ontology annotation, cellular component: cytoplasm; membrane.
UUUCAGGGAAAUGAACUCAGACGGAUUACGGGAAGCGGAGGAAGGGAGAACAAGUGGAGGAGCAUCUCCCCGUGAAGAAUCUCCAGCCGCUGAUCAUUCGCACGAUCCGAAAAAGGGACUUCAUUUGUACAAUGUUCUCGGCAUUCAGAAAAAUGCCACAGAUGACGAAAUCAAAAAAGCGUAUCGCAAACUAGCCCUCCGCUAUCAUCCCGACAAAAACCUAGAUGGAGAUCCGGAAAAAACGGAAAUGUUCAAAGAAAUCAACUACGCAAAUGCAGUGCUCUCAAAUCCAAAUAAACGUCGUGUCUAUGACGAGAUGGGAGAGACCGGGCUGAAACUGAUGGAGCAGUUUGGAGAGGAUGAGAAGAUUCUGCAGUGGAUGUUGAAGCCUUGGUUCAAAUGGACAUUUUUCGCGUUCGGACUUCUCACGGGUGGCUUCUUCUGCUGCUGUUGUGGUUGUAUGUGUUGUUGUCAAUGCUGUUGCAAUUUCUGUUGUGGAAAGUACAAGCCGAAGCACGAUGAUGAGUUUGCCGAUGAGACGUCGGACGGAGAUGUGAUUGUUGAUCAACCGACAGCUUCCGAGCCAAUGCCAGAUACGAAUAACAGACAGGUGCCGAUUGUGAUUGCCAUGCCUCCACCGCCUUCUCAAAAAGACUAGUUGGUUUACUGAAUCAGAUUUUUAUAUUUUCAUAUUUUUGUUUCUCGUUCAUUUUUCUCCCCUUUUCUCCCCCUCCCCUGCAGCAUCAUCACCAAUUUUCCAUUGUUGGAAAAUACUUUUCUAGUUAUUCGUUGCACACAAAUUUUGUUUUCACUCUUUCCCACUUUACCCCGUUGUUACGAUUAUUGGUACUGAUGAGUUUAUUUCACACUAAUUUCACUUUAAAAAUAAAUUCGAACCUAUUGCUCAUGCUCUUUCUUUCCUUCCCGCCUCGAUUCCCAUAUUUGUGUGCUGUAUUUUUUUUUGUGUAACGGUUUUCUUUCUCCACUCCCUUGACUUAUAUAAUUUUUAAAAAAUCAUUUUCAAUCAGAAAUUCCAAACUCCAACUGUGAAUAUGCCAAUAUGUGUAUUUGUCUUCUCAAUAUCGCCAAAAACAGUGAUAAAACUGAUAAAACUUCAUAUUUUGAUUUGAAUAAAAAUUAUAUUAUAAAUAAAAAAUUUUAUCUGAAAAUAAA